AGAGCAAGGCGCCUUUUCUGAGUUCACGUCGGCACGAGUCACUACUCUGUUUUUAGCCCAACUUAGCUUUCAUCAUAUAGCAAUAGAAAACCACAACAACGUCAACAGAAGUACCAUCCCGUUAAGCUGCAUUAUACAACAUGGCUACUAAAAAGAAACGAACGCCUAAUGUGCAAAAUGACAGUUGGGUUGUCAUGGCUGCAGACUCUGUCAUCGACACUCAGAAGCACGACAGUGACCCAGCUUUUGUGAGACUGAGGAAUCCUGCUACAGAUGCAGCAUCUCUGUACAUGCUGAGCAGUGGUGAUGUACAGCUGUUUGAGGUCAAAGCGUUUGAAGAAGAUUUCCACUCCUGGUUUGUUGGCCAGACUGUACAGAGAGAUGGGAGACUUCUCUUUGUAACACCAAUGGAUCCUCUCUAUCUAAUUAUACCCUAUUUGAUCAAAUCUGGCAAAGAGUGCAAGUUCCAGCCCAUGGAUCAAGUGCUUAUGGAUGAGGAGUUCCCAGCUUGCUCAAGGCUGCUGAGCUGCACUGGUUCCCUGGCCUCCCUGCACCACAUCGCUGAGGAAAAAGAGGUAGAAAAACUGAAGUUCCAUCGAUACAGUCAAGAGAAGACGAUGAACUGGUUGAAGAAAAAGGUGGAGAGGACAGUCAUUGUGCUCAAAGCCAGAAAUAUCUCCGUGGGAGAAGGAGUCAAAUCCACAACAUACAUCAGAGUGAAGUCAGAGUCGGACUACCAUGAGGAGGACUACCUACGCCAUGCUCAUGGCAUGAUAUCAGAGUACCUCAGUGAGGAGCUGAGCAAAGCCCUCCUCAAACACUUGCAGUUACCAGAGCUCACGAGCCCAAAAGUGACAGAACCUCCUUCCAAGAAGCGGAAACUUUCAGAAUUACCAGUGGAGGCCGGAGAGGACUACACCAAAUUCAACAGUUCAGACUUUGCGCGGAAACCGCCAAAGAAAAUGACAGCGGCUCAGAAAUCUCUGGCUAAAGUGGACAAGUCCGGCAUGAAGUCGAUGUCGUCAUUCUUCAGCCCGAAAGUCAAAGCAGAAAAGAAUUGAAUGUUGUAUAGUUUCCAGUUUUAUAUAUGAAACAUUUGUAAUAAAGAAAAUGUAUUUGA
This is a messenger RNA of Cottoperca gobio, 1120 nucleotides long. It is a transcript of the gene rnaseh2b, whose product is annotated as ribonuclease H2, subunit B. The record is from RefSeq and is a predicted model, not a curated record. NCBI's taxonomy places the organism in Eukaryota, Metazoa, Chordata, Actinopteri, Perciformes, Bovichtidae. Gene Ontology annotation, cellular component: nucleoplasm; ribonuclease H2 complex. Bases 141 to 1061 code for a protein of 306 amino acids. Gene Ontology annotation, biological process: RNA catabolic process. The transcript has 11 exons.